AUGGUCGACGAUUCAGCACUGGCCGCCGCCGCGGCCAUCGUGCAAUCCCUUGCCGCCGAUGGCACGACGCCCAUGUCUCUUCCCUUCAAGGUCGAUGCGCGAAUCGAGCUCCCUGGUCGUGACACCCCCGCAAAACGCAGCCUCGAGAACGAGCUGGCCAAGCUCGCGCAAAGAAUCGAAAAGCUCGAGAGCAGAGCCCAGGCUUCUGUAGCCUUCCCAGAGACACCCAAUGAAGUCCACGAUUCCAUCUUCGGCGGCGACGAUUCCGACGACCCAUCGCCGACAUCGUCCAACAGCCGCCCGAUCUCCAGGCCCAAGUUCCAACGCGAAGGUACCGCCACAGCCGAUCCAAGCCUCGCAGACAGCCCGCUGACUGACGAAGCCUUGGAAAGCUUGCAAGAGAAAGUGCUUGACCAGGAGAAAGGUAUCUCCAGCGCCAGACAGGAAAUCAGCAGCGUUAGCGCCCAGCUUCUCGAGCAGAAGGAACUCCAGGAACAGGCAUUCUUCAAGAUCGAACAGGAACGAGUCGCCACUCUGGAACGGGAGCUAUGGAAGCACCAAAAGGCGAACGAAGCCUUCCAAAAGGCCCUGCGGGAGAUCGGUGAAAUUGUCACAGCUGUUGCUCGCGGAGACCUUUCCAAAAAGGUUCGCAUGAACACUGUGGAAAUGGACCCCGAAAUCACAACUUUCAAACGGACAAUCAACACCAUGAUGGAUCAGCUACAGGUUUUCUCAAGCGAAGUCUCCCGCGUCGCCCGCGAAGUCGGGACCGAGGGUUUGCUUGGUGGCCAAGCCCGCAUUGAAGGUGUCGACGGCACCUGGAAAGAACUCACGGACAAUGUAAACGUUAUGGCCCAAAAUCUCACGGAUCAAGUGCGAGAAAUCGCAUCGGUAACAACUGCAGUCGCUCACGGUGACUUGACCAAGAAAAUCGAACGCCCCGCUAGAGGAGAAAUCCUGCAACUGCAACAAACAAUCAACACAAUGGUAGACCAACUACGAACUUUUGCCUCCGAAGUCACUCGAGUCGCUCGCGAUGUCGGAACUGAGGGUAUACUUGGUGGUCAAGCUGACGUUGAAGGGGUCAAGGGCAUGUGGAAUGAACUAACCGUCAAUGUCAACGCCAUGGCAAAUAAUUUAACCACCCAAGUGCGAGACAUCAUCAAGGUAACGACUGCUGUGGCCAAGGGCGACCUCACCCAAAAGGUUCAAGCGGAUUGCCGGGGAGAAAUUUUCGAUCUCAAGUCAACCAUCAACUCCAUGGUGAACCAGCUUCAACAGUUCGCGCGGGAGGUCACAAAGAUUGCCAAAGAGGUCGGCACAGAAGGUAGGCUCGGUGGCCAGGCUACCGUUCAUGACGUUGAGGGAACCUGGAGAGAUCUCACGGAGAACGUUAACGGCAUGGCGAUGAACUUGACAACACAAGUGCGCGCAAUCGCCAAGGUCACUACCGCCGUUGCGAAUGGUGACCUCACUGAGAAGAUAAGAGUGCCUGUAAGGGGUGAAAUCCUCGAUCUCAAGAACACCAUCAACACCAUGGUUGACCGUCUUGGAACCUUCGCCUUCGAGGUCAGCAAAGUUGCCAGGGAAGUCGGUACCGACGGAACUCUGGGUGGGCAAGCCCAGGUUGCCAACGUGGAGGGCAAAUGGAAAGACCUCACCGAAAACGUCAACACCAUGGCAUCGAACCUUACUUUACAGGUUCGAAGCAUUUCAACCGUCACCCAAGCCAUUGCCAACGGUGACAUGAGUCAAAAGAUUGAAGUGGAGGCACAAGGAGAAAUACGGGUCCUCAAGGAAACCAUAAAUAAUAUGGUUGACAGGCUGUCCAACUUCUGCAACGAGGUACAACGGGUGGCUAGGGAUGUCGGCGUCGACGGCAAGAUGGGCGCGCAAGCCGACCCAGCCGGUCUGAAGGGCCGUUGGCGCGAGAUUACGACGGACGUCAACACCAUGGCUAGUAACUUGACUACUCAAGUGCGGGCGUUCUCGGACAUCACCAACCUAGCGACAGACGGAGACUUCACGAAACUUGUCGAAGUGGAAGCCUCGGGUGAAAUGGACGAACUCAAACGAAAAAUCAAUCAGAUGGUGUCCAAUCUACGGGAUAGUAUCCAGAGGAACACGCAAGCUCGUGAAGCAGCAGAACUGGCCAACAAGACAAAAUCGGAGUUUUUGGCAAAUAUGUCUCACGAGAUCCGCACACCCAUGAAUGGCAUCAUCGGCAUGACCCAGCUGACGCUCGAUACGGACUUGACGCAGUACCAACGAGAGAUGCUGAACAUUGUCAACAGUCUAGCGAACAGUCUGUUAACAAUCAUUGACGACAUCUUGGAUUUGUCCAAGAUUGAGGCUCGCAGGAUGGUCAUCGAGGAAAUCCCGUACACGUUGCGUGGAACUGUGUUCAACGCUCUCAAGACCCUAGCCGUCAAAGCGAACGAAAAAUACCUCGACUUAACAUACCGCGUCGAUAGCUCGGUGCCAGACCACGUCAUUGGGGAUUCAUUCCGUCUUAGGCAGAUCAUCCUCAACUUAGUCGGCAAUGCCAUCAAGUUCACUGAGCACGGCGAAGUUAGCUUGACGAUCAAGAAGGCCGACCCCGUGGUUUGGGCCUGCAACCCUGAUCAGUACGCCAUCGAGUUCAUCGUCACUGAUACUGGUAUUGGUAUUGCAGCAGACAAGCUUGAUCUCAUUUUCGACACGUUCCAGCAGGCCGAUGGCUCCAUGACCAGGAAGUUUGGCGGUACCGGUCUCGGCCUGUCCAUCUCGAAGCGCCUUGUGAAGCUGAUGGGCGGUGACUUGUGGGUCAAGAGCCAGCACGGUCAAGGUAGCGAAUUUCACUUCACGUGCCGCGUUCGCCUGUCCGACCUCGGCGUCGAGGUUAUUGAAAAGCAAAUUAAGCCGUACAAGGGCCACGAGGUUCUUUUCGUCGACAAGGCGCAGUCCGGCUACGGAAACCAAAUCAAGACAAUGCUUUCCACCAUUGGCCUGAAGCCUGUCGUUGUUGACUCGGAAAAGAACCCGUUGCUCACCGACGUACGGGACGCCCAGGCAAUGCCGUACGACGUCAUCAUUGUCGACUCCAUCGACACGGCCAGGAGGCUCAGGUCCGUUGACGACUUCAAGUACCUGCCUAUUGUUCUCCUGGCGCCCGUUGUCCAUGUGAACCUAAAGUCUUGCCUGGACUUGGGCAUAACAUCGUACAUGACCACACCUUGUACUGCUGUCGAUCUCGGAAACGGCAUGAUUCCUGCCCUUGAGAACCGCGCCACGCCCUCCUUGGCCGACAACACCAAAUCGUUCGAGAUCCUCCUUGCUGAGGACAACCGGGUCAACCAGAGGCUCGCCGUCAAGAUCCUUGAGAAGUACCAUCACGUGGUCACCGUCGUUGGCAACGGUCUUGAGGCUGUUGAGGCCAUCAAGAGGAAGAAGUUCGAUGUUAUCCUCAUGGAUGUCCAGAUGCCAAUCAUGGGCGGUUUUGAGGCGACAGGCAAGAUCCGUGAGUACGAGCGAAGCCUAGGCUCGUACCGUACUCCCAUCAUUGCACUGACAGCCCACGCCAUGAUGGGUGAUCGUGAGAAAUGCAUCCAGGCACAGAUGGACGAGUACCUGUCCAAACCUCUGCAGCAGAACCACCUCAUCCAGACUAUCCUCAAGUGCGCGACCCUCGGUGGUCAGUUGCUGGAGAAGAACCGAGAGAGGGACAUGGCUCAGCAGUCGAGGGUCAAGGCCAGCACCAACGAGCACCCUCAGUCUCAUGUUCGUCCGCCCAUGGAUACCAGGUCCUUCACCUCCAAAGAACCAAUCAUGGGACCCAGCCCGGCCAGCCCCGCUUUGGCCUCAGUGGAUCAGGAAGAUCCCAUUUCUAGGGCACGUAAUGGCCUUUCCGACUCGCGCAGCCUAACAAGCUAA
This is a messenger RNA of Colletotrichum graminicola M1.001, 3912 nucleotides long. RefSeq names its product hsp90-like protein. Gene Ontology annotation, molecular function: phosphorelay sensor kinase activity. The transcript has 5 exons. Bases 1 to 3912 code for a protein of 1303 amino acids. Gene Ontology annotation, cellular component: membrane. NCBI's taxonomy places the organism in Eukaryota, Fungi, Ascomycota, Sordariomycetes, Glomerellales, Glomerellaceae. The record is from RefSeq and is a predicted model, not a curated record. Gene Ontology annotation, biological process: phosphorylation; cellular hyperosmotic response; phosphorelay signal transduction system.